GCUGCUCAACGAUAUUGUUUGCGGAAGAGCGCGCGAUUUUGCCACCGCGGCCAGAGUGGGAAGCACAUCCACUUUGAAAGAAACCAUAAUAAGAUCUUCAGGUUUCGGCGUGCAUAGCAGAUCUAAAGAUCCACACAUUCGCGGUUUCUGAUCUGCCUUACUUCUCAACUUCAAUCCUCCUCUCUCCCAUCUUGUUUCCGCCAUUCACUUCUGAUCAGUUUUGGGUGCAUCACUUCUAGAGAAGCCAUCAUGUUGAGGAGGCAAGUAAGCUCCGCACGACGUGGUGAAAGCAUGCUCGUUUCAGGAUUCUUACACUCAAAAUCAAGAUCCUCUCCCCUGUUAUCCAUAGGCCUCGUCCUUUUGGGAGUAUUCUUCCUUGCCAUGCUUGCUUCUGCCGGUUCAGGUCUAUUAGGCAGAAGAAGAAAAGAUGUCAGCAUGGUUGAAGGUGACGGUUUUUCAUGCACUGCUGAAGUACAAAGAGCAAUUCCUGUUUUAAAGAAAUCAUAUGGAAAUAACAUGAAAAAAAUUUUGCACGUGGGCCCUGAUAGUUGUUCAGUGGUUUCCAAUUUGUUGAGAGAAGAGGAAACCGAAGCAUGGGGUGUGGAGCCAUAUGACAUUGAGGAGGAUGUUAAUAGGAACUGCAAGGCUCUAGUGCAGACAGGCAUUGUACGGGUUGCAGAUAUCAAGUUCUCUCUACCAUAUAGGGCAAAGUCUUUCUCUCAUGUUAUUGUCUCAGAUGCUCUGGAUUACUUAUCUCCGAAAAAUUUGAACAAAACUCUUCCUGAACUGGCAAGGGUAUCUUCUGAUGGUGUUGUUAUUUUCACAGGUUACCCUGGUCAACAGAGUGCUAAAGUAGCGCAAUUGGCCAAAUUCGGCCGGCCGGCCAAAAUGCGAAGUACAUCUUGGUGGACCCGAUUUUUCACCCAAACAAGCUUAUUGGAAAAUGAAGCUGUCAGCAACAGGUUUGAGCAAGCUGCAUCAAAGAUGUCAUACAAGCCAUUCUGCCAAAUAUUCCACCUCAGUUCACACCAUUGAUAAGUAAAUUCAUUAACAAAUUAUUCGCUGUUUUCUUUAUCAAUCCUCAUAGUUAACAAGGCAACGGAAGGGAAGAAGAAAAGGAUAAAAGAAUUGUAUUUCAUCUUCUUAGUAUCCAGUCUCUGACUGGUAAUAUUUUUUAGUGCAGGCAGUUAAAAUUGUUACGGGCUAUACGCUUUUAUUCAAACAAAACUUAUAACUCUCCAAGUUUAACAGAAGUUGGCUAAUGCA
This is a messenger RNA of Prosopis cineraria, 1266 nucleotides long. Its product is annotated as probable pectin methylesterase CGR2. Gene Ontology annotation, molecular function: S-adenosylmethionine-dependent methyltransferase activity. The coding region runs from base 250 to 1035 and encodes 261 amino acids. Gene Ontology annotation, biological process: pectin metabolic process. NCBI's taxonomy places the organism in Eukaryota, Viridiplantae, Streptophyta, Magnoliopsida, Fabales, Fabaceae. The transcript is spliced from 7 exons. The record is from RefSeq and is a predicted model, not a curated record.